AUGGAACGGAAUAAGUAAUUCAAUUACUUAUAACAAUAAAAACCACCUCCAUAAGUGGAUGUAUUCCAUAGACAUCAUAAGACUCCAGUUUCCUUUUUGAAUAGGACAAUAGAUCCAUCUCGACAUAAUAGAAAUCAACGAAUUCGUGAAGCCAUGACUUCGAAUAUCAAACUUAGCAAUUAUACAGUAUUAACCAGAAGUCCAAAAAAGCAAUCUAAACCUACAUCCAAAGAAGUUCAUUCUGAAAAUGAAUAGUUUUUCUCAUAAUUAUUGGAUAGAAGAUCAAAACUAAAUUCACAAGAGAAAUCAAAUAGUUUCUAUUUGUUAUGCGAAACCAAUGCUAAGGAGAAAGUAUUGAAUUAAGUGCAUUUACAAUUAAAUUCUUUUCCGUAACAAAGCUCUUUAGAUCUUAAGGCUUCUGCAUAAAGGAAGAUAAGCUCAAUAGAUUUAAAUUGUAAAUAAUUACAAAUAAACAUAGAAUCAUUCAAUUAGUAAAUUAUAUAAUCUGAGUCUGCUACUCCAAAGAAAUAAUUGAAAAAACAAAGAUUCAUUUAAAAAAUAAACCAAACAUUUUACUAACAAUUGUUCCCUACUUGUAAAAUAAGAAAUAGAGGAUUUGCAGCUGUGAGAAAUUAGCUAUUUAAUGAAUCGAGAGCAUUGAAUUGUUUGAACAUUACUAUUAGUAAUUAUAAAGUAUGA
Paramecium tetraurelia is the source of this 699-nucleotide messenger RNA. RefSeq lists its product as uncharacterized. The transcript has a single exon. Lineage: Eukaryota; Ciliophora; Oligohymenophorea; Peniculida; Parameciidae. The record is from RefSeq and is a predicted model, not a curated record.